AUGGCCCCACUUUCGGGGCAUGAUGCGCCGCAGGAUCGGGUCGUUGAGGAUUUGGUCCUUUUGAAGACUAUCGACAUGCCUUCUGUCAUCCAAAACCUCCAAAAGCGCUAUGAUGCCCGGCGGAUAUACACAUACAUCGGCGAGACGCUUGUGGCUGUGAACCCCUAUCAGACCCUCAAUAUUUAUGAUGAUGAAUAUAUCAAACGCCACAAAAGCCGAGAAAUAUUCGAGGUCAGCCCUCACGUCUAUGCUCUGGCAGAAGCUGCAUACCGCAAUGUCAAAAGAUUUGGCCGAAAUUCAUACAUCGUCAUUACAGGCGAAUCCGGAUCCGGAAAAACGGAAACCUGCAAACUCAUCAUGCGAUACAUCGCAGCCGUCACCAACGAGAAACGAAAGACCGACAUCAAACUGGUGAAAGACACGCUGAUGAUGUCGAACUGUAUUUUGGAAAGCUUUGGAUGCGCAAAGACAAAUCGCAAUGAUAAUUCUUCCAGAUUUGGAAAAGUAUUCGAAAUUGUUUUUGACAUUGACGGCGAUCCAUUCCGUGGCUUUAUCUACAGUUAUUUACUGGAAAAGCCGCGCGUUGUCCGGCAGCAAUCGGGGAAAGAAAUUUUCAUAUUUUCUACAAUAUGC
Messenger RNA from Mesorhabditis spiculigera, 633 nucleotides. The record is from the annotation of a GenBank genome assembly. NCBI's taxonomy places the organism in Eukaryota, Metazoa, Nematoda, Chromadorea, Rhabditida, Rhabditidae.